CAAGCACCAAAAAUCAGCUGGAUGAUGAACAUGUACAUAUUAUAAUUUUAAGUGUGACAGGAUUUUAAAAUGGCACUUUUAAUGCCACUUGGACUAAACUAUCCAAAUGGAUUAAUUAAUAAAACUUUAUUAAACAACAAAGCACAGAUGAGUAAGUCAAUCGUAGAACGCCCUCCUGCUUAUAGAGGUCCGUCAAAAAUACCAAGAUUUGCACAUGCACGACAACCGUUGCCAGGCAUUGAGAUGGAAAAUGUGAACAACAGUGGCAGACGGCCGUCAAAACUUAUGCAACUUAAGACGGAUUAUCAAGAUAGAAUUAUGAGGGAGAAAGAAGAGAAAAUGGUUCGAUUGUACGAGGACAAUCAGAAAAGAACUUUAGAACGAGUGAAUUCGAAAGGGGUGGUCAGAGAUUUCUUCCGCGAACGCCACGAAAUUGAAAGAGGAAACGGCAUUGCAACUCAAAUUCCAACUAUAAAUCAACAUUUCAAACAAAAAAGGAAUGAACAGAAAUACGGGGAAACAGAUUUCUUUGAAAAAAGAAAAGUACCUGGAGAAAAAGUCAAACGAGGUGGAUAUGGCAAUCGUAACGCCAUCGGCCGUGAUAAAGCUAAUCCAUUAGCGCCAAUCGACCGAAACAAUACGACACCGCCGAUUACAAGGAAACCUCAAAUACAUGGCAGACCUUGGACUAAAGAGGACAAAAAACCUAAAGCCAAUGACGAAUCUGUCCCCAAAAGUGCACCAGCUCCCUACGGGAUGAACAGUGGAGUUGAAUUAUACGGUCCCGUUACUCAAUCACCUAGUGACGAUACACCGCCACCCAACUUAUCACAACUGAAAAAGUUACAGAAACAGAAGAUAAAAACCAACAGAUCAAAUAUGUCGCCCUCCACACAAAGAUCUAAAAUGUCUGACUUCCAGAAAUGGCAAGUAGAACAAGAUGAAUCGAGAAGUGAAAGGCUGAAAAAACACAGUCGUAUGCAAAACGAUAGCGACGAAGAAAACUUCCAUGAAGGUGAUGAAGAUGAAAUUUUGUCCAAACAACAAGAACUGAUGGAAAAGAUUCAGAGACAAAAAGAUGAGUUAGAGAGAAUGAGAAGAGAAAGAGAAAAAGAAGAAGAAAUGGAGAAAAAAGAAAUGGAAAAAAGAAAACGCCGAGAAGAGGAAAGAAGAAAAAAAGCCAAGGAAGAUGCUGAACGUAAAAGAAAGGAAGAUGAAGAACAAAGACGACAGGAAGAAGAUGAAAUAACGGUACAAGCGCGAAAAAGACGCGAUGAGGAAGCACAAAGGAGACUUGAAGCAGAAUCAAGGAUGAUGACUAACAGAACAAACCGAACUCAUAAAAGUGAUGUUAGUUACCGUGAUACAUACAGGGACAAUAUGGAUGACGACUUUGUUCGAUCUGAUAGCAGACAUAGAGUUGCACCUACUCCUCCAAAACACCCUAAGCCAGUUAAAGUAAAACGUCCUUCAGGAAAUCCAAAAAGUACUCAGCCUCACUAUGAACGAGAAGAAACUCCUCCUAAAGACUUUAAAGUAGACAUCAGUAUGUAUGCUGAUGCUGCUAAUGUUGAUGGUGCAUAUGAAAGUUCUAGAGUCAAACUUGUUCCAUGUUCCAAAUGUGGACGAAAAUUUGCUGCUGACAGAGUUCAAAGGCAUAUGAACUCUUGUGACAAUUUAACUAAGAAAAGAAAGAUUCUUGAUCCAACAAAAUUACGAACAGCUGGAACAGAUAUGGAAAAAUACGUCAAGAAUCCUAAAAUGAGGUCAAAGACACCGCCUAAAAAGAAGGCAAAUUGGAGAAAACAACAUGAAAGUUUCAUUGAGAAUCUAAGGUACGCCAAGAAGGUUUCAGAGAUGGAAAAAACUGGGCAAGAUAUGUCGAGUCUACCUCCGCCUCCGGUCACCGAAAACCCGGACUAUGUGCAAUGUCCCAAUUGUAAACGAUCCUUUAACCCAACCACUGCCGAAAGGCAUAUUCCACGUUGUAAUGGGGCCCCUAGAAAAAAAUAAUUCAAAUAUAAACAACUUGGAAUAAUGAUGAGAUAACGUGCUGGUGCCAUUUGAUUCAAAUCAUUGUAUCGAUUUCAUAUAUGUUUGCCAUUAAAAGAGCACAUGAAAUGAUUAGAGUGUUUAUCACAGAGCUUUGAAAUUGACAAAUUAAUUUAGUGCGAUUUAUAUAUGAUUAUGUUAUACAAAAAUCACUCCAGUUCAUAUAUGCAAAGGUUUUUUUUUUUUAAUUUUAAGCAAUUUAAUCAAAAGAGUUCGAUGUAUGAUAACUCAUUAUAAUGUGUUCAAGAAAUUAAAGCAUUGUUAGAUCUGUAGGUAGUAUUAUUCUUCAUCUGGAGAUAGACCAUAGACGAAAAUGCAAUAAUUGGAAAGACCGACCUAUUUGUUAUUACAUUUAGAAUAUUAUUUUACUGACUUUUAAUUUAUUGUUUUUGAAUUACUUAGUUUAUACUGUUAUGUUUGCCAAAUUCGUUGCAAUCAAAGUGGGUUCAGUUUAUACUUAAAGUUUAAACAACUGAUACAUUAUUAACUCCCUUUUGAAAGUUUAGUUAACAUGAAUCCACAAUAACGCAAGUUUGGGAUUUAAACUUGGUUUUAACAAAUGAGUUUGAUAAACUAAUUGAAAUCUGAGACUAUUUUGGUUGCAACAUAUUUGACCUUAUAUUUGUUUUGUAAAGCUUUUUAUCAUUUUCAAUGAACUCUUCCAAAUUAUUGUUUAUCUUCUUUGUUUUGAGAUUUAGAAGUUAAUCAUAUAAAAUUGAACCAUUUGCAUAAUUUGCGCCCUUCCUGUAGAAUUACACAUGAUAGAGUUAUAAGGUACAUUUGCUAAUUUUUUAAACCUGAAAAAUGUUUAAUCUCAAAACAUUGCCUUUCAGGUCUAUAAUGUUUCUUUUCUUCAAAAUUUUAAAACAUUUAUUUAUACAAAAAGUGUAUAGAUAAUUGUGCUGGAUUAAGCUUUAGAAUGUUGCAAUUAAUGCUAUACGAUUUUGCCAAUCUUAGCCAUUACUAAAAUUUUGUCAUUUCUGUCUGUAGUUUGUAACAAGCUUGACUUAUGAGCUUAGUUUGUAACAAGCUUGCAUUGACUUAUGAGCUAACAUUUUAUCAACUAACCCAUGGUUAAGGUAUACUUUUUGUUAGAUAUGAUAUACAGUAGUCUGCUUUCAUUGGUGCUUUAUUCUCAUGGAUUGUUUUAAUUGAAUCAUAUUUGUUUAAUAUCAUGUCGAAAGUCUUAAUUUAAAUCUUAAUAUUAUGCCUCAAACUUUUACUUUUAAGAAAUAUUUUAUCGAGAUUUAAAAUUAUUUUAUGCACUUUU
Molecule: messenger RNA, 3322 nt
Organism: Mytilus californianus (California mussel)
Lineage: Eukaryota; Metazoa; Mollusca; Bivalvia; Mytilida; Mytilidae
Product: zinc finger C2HC domain-containing protein 1C-like
Exons: 4
Coding region: 70-2013 (647 amino acids)
Source: RefSeq, a predicted model, not a curated record